Messenger RNA from Branchiostoma floridae (Florida lancelet), 4523 nucleotides. RefSeq names its product L-fucose kinase-like. Lineage: Eukaryota; Metazoa; Chordata; Leptocardii; Amphioxiformes; Branchiostomatidae. The record is from RefSeq and is a predicted model, not a curated record. The transcript is spliced from 30 exons. Gene Ontology annotation, molecular function: fucokinase activity; ATP binding. The coding region runs from base 97 to 3495 and encodes 1132 amino acids. Gene Ontology annotation, biological process: GDP-L-fucose salvage.
GCUCUAAGUGAAAUAGUCCACCACUAAUUGAAUCAAGCAAACCAGCGUCAGAAAGUUUCCUCCAGCUUCAAAUAAUUAUUGCAAUGACUUGAAGACAUGAAGAGAUCUUGGACAGCGAUCGUUUUGACCUGUCAGAACAUAGACAGCGCCCAUGCCUACCAAGAUGAGCUGACCUUACGACAGAGGAAAGGGCUGAUCCCAGCAGACACCCUGCUGCUGACUGUGGAGGACCCCAAGGCUCAUGUUGGCAGUGGGGGGGCCACGCUGAAUGCUCUACUCAUCGUGGCAGAACACCUCAGUGCCAGGAGUCACUUUACAGUUGUGAAUUCAGAUGUGCUUAGUGAUGCUGAUGUCCUCAUCAUGCACAUGGGACGUGACUUCCCAUACAAUCCCUGUGGGAAGGCCUUCACCACCCUCCCAGCCACCCUGACUGCCGACACUGCUGUUGGAUAUGAUGGCUUGUUCUGUAACCUAGACAGCCUGCUGGACACUAUGACCAGGAAGAUCUCACCUGGGUCUCCCCCUGGAGUUUGGGUCUGCAGUACAGAUAUGCUGCUGACUGUUCCCAACAUUUUAGAGGUGGACUGGACAGAUUUUGAUGGUGUCUGUGCUAUAACAGUAGCUGCAGAUGUAACCUAUGCCAGGAACCAUGGUGUUUAUAAGGUUAAUACUGAGGGCACAGUUGAAGACAUAGUGUACAAACCGUCCAAUGUUGGUAUGCAGGAGCUGGUGACUGCUGAAGGAACUGUUCACCUGGUGGCAGGUGUGGUGUUCCUGUCAAGCAGUGCAGCUGAGAGGCUGUUGACUGUACAUGUCACACCCCCACUGGAUGCCUGCACUUACCUGGGUUUGGACAGUGGAGCUGAGCCAAUCAAGCUUUCCCUGUUCUUUGACAUCCUGCUGUGUAUGGCUACUCUGGUGACAGAAGAGGCCUUUGUGUCGGGUGAUCGUAGCGGCCAGUACGGUGGAACACCGAGACCGAGGAAUGAGCGAGAGGUCAUGACCAUGAGAAAUGCCAGAGCUCUGCUAUGGAAAACUCUGAGGGGAAUCAACGUGAAAGCAGUGUGCAUACCAAAUGGCCGCCACGACUACAUGACAGAAAAUGCUUCGGUACACCUGCAGCAUUUGGUAAAGUGCCCUUUGCAAACGGACCCAAUCUGCAACCUAACCUGGGCUCCCAUCACACAUUCCGCAAUACAGGAUGGCUGUACAGUUGAAGAUGGCAGUGUGGCUGUGAAUUCUGUGUUAGAAGGAGGAGUUUGUGUGAGCUCUGGGUCUGCUGUCAGUCACUGUGACCUCAAGGUCAGUUGUUGGCUUGUGCUUUUUCUGUGCAGCAGUGUGGAAAAUGUAAACAUGUUCUUGUGGUUUCCAUUUAGAAGUAUGGUAUCAACAUUGUAUUGUGGCCCCAUCUGUAUCCCUGAGGGGUGCUACCUGCAUGCUUUGGGUGAGGAGGUGUCUCAGAUUCUAAGAGCAGCAGAGCUUGUGCCUCACACUGUACUGCAGUGCUUCCAUGUCAAACUGUUUGGAACAAACACAGCCACAGUUUACACUGUCUUUGGAACUAAGGAUGGACUACAGGCCACUGCUGGAGAAGACAACACAUUUUGCAAUGAAUCCUGGGAUGUGUUCUUCCAGAGAACAGGAAUUCUACAUGGAGAUCUGUGGGGUCCACACAUGCCAGCAGAUGAGUGCUGUUUGAUGAAUGCUAAGCUGUUCCCAGUGUUCCACCCCACAGAGCCAGUGGGCAUUGCUGAAGUCUUAUGGCUACUCCACAACUCUAAAGGAGUCUCCCUGUUGGAGAGGUGGAGGGGGUCCUGGAGAGUCAGUCUGCAGGAGGUGCUGUCCUGUGUGGACCACUCUGCUGAGUUCAAGUGGAGAAGAGAUCUUUUCUAUAGUGUAGGACAGCACCAUGUGCGGAAGGUACUACUGAGUGGAAAGGGGGGUUGCCUUCUGCCAUUCUUCAAGUCUGCAGCAGUAGAAGGCUACCACAGACAGGUGCUGGGUACACUGGACCAAGUGGCUUUGGAAGCAUGUCCACAGGUUGUGACGAGCACGGCCACCCCAGGUGUGACUGCCCGUACCCUGGCCUGUAUCGCUGACGUGCUGGGCAGCCUGGUGGGGGGGCAGUGGGGGCUCAGGAGUGGGCCUGCUGCCAACAAGAAGUGGCAACCAGCGUAUCAGCUUCUAGAGGCAGGGGAAUAUGCAGCUGGUGUACAGGCAUUGGCACUGGAGAGAGAAUUCUGGCUGGACAGCUCCAGACCAGACCUCCUGAUCCGAGCAGCCCGACACUAUGAGGGAGCUGAACAGAUUCUCCGGAGACAGAUAGUAAUGACGGCAAAACAGUUCAUCCACACUCAGCAGAGCCCUGUUCCCAGUAUGGGACAGUGGGGGGUGGCAGAGUGCCCUGCUAGAAUAGACCUGUCCGGAGGAUGGAGCGACACCCCACCCAUCACAUACGAGCACGGAGGCUCCGUCACAAAUGUUGCUCUUCUCAUCGAUGGCAAGAAACCAAUCGGGGCAAAAGCAAGGAGAAUACAAGAGCCAGAGCUUGUUCUGGUGAUUGAUAGUAACCUUGACAACAGCAGCGUGCGCCUCACCUGUACUGAACUUUCUGACAUGGAAACAUACUGCCAGCCCCAUGCACCAGGAGCCCUGCUGAAGGCAUGUGUUAUGUGUGCAGACCUGGUCACCCUCCCCUCCCCCACCAGUCUACGGGAGCAGCUACAGACCAGACAUGGGGGUGGGUUUGAGCUGCACACAUGGUCGGACAUCCCUCAUGGUUCAGGGCUGGGCACAAGCAGUAUCCUAGCAGGGGCUAUCCUGGCUGUACUGUACAAGGUGACAGGGCGGGAGGCUGACAACCUGUCCCUCAUGCACGGUGUUCUGUAUGUGGAACAGCUUCUCACUUCUGGGGGAGGCUGGCAGGACCAAGUCGGGGGUCUUGACCCUGCAGUGAAAAUUGGUCGCUGUAGACCACAGAUUCCAGUGAAAGUGGAGGUUGAACACAUUUCCGUUAGCGACGAGGUACUUCAGGCCUUGAACAGCCGGUUGGUUCUGGUUUACACCGGCAAAACCAGACUAGCGCGGAACCUGCUACAAGAUGUGGUCAGGAACUGGUAUGCUAGGCUGCCUGAAGUGGUAGCUAACUGUGAUGACUUGGUGACCAAUGCAGAAGAUUGUGCCAAAGCAUUUAGAGAAGGUGAUUUAGGUGCUUUAGGGGCCUGUAUGGACCGGUACUGGGAGCAGAAAAAGAAAAUGGCUCCAGGCUGUGAGCCUGUGGCAGUGAGGAAGAUGAUGACAGCUCUGAAACCUCACGUCUAUGGACAGGUACUUGCAGGAGCAGGGGGUGGGGGGUUCAUGUGCGUGCUGACUAGGGACCCUGGUGGGCUCCAGAUAGUCAGGAACAUUCUGCAGACAGCAGGGGUUGGGGAGGAUGUGAGUAUCCACACAGCUGAAGUGGACACCACAGGGAUCACCGUUACUACCUUGGAAUAGACCAUGAAAUGUCUCUCUUGAUCUUGGAAGACUGACACUAUGUACAGUCAAAAUUGACGACCACUCAUGAGAAUAGGUGGUUCCUUUGCACGGGAUUCUUAGUGCUUGUGUCAUUGGGAAAAUUAUUUUUAAAUGGACCACCAAAAUAAUGUUUUGAAAGGAAUGAAUUUGAGCCGAUAUAAAUGACAAUGGUGUUGCUCCUUGCGGUCCCCCUUUGUAAUUAGGCAAUCUGGAUGAUUAAUUACAGCUUGGACGAGUGAAGCCAGACUUUGGCGGCAUGGCGCCACGUCAAUGGCUGAUUUGAGCUGAAAUGCCGCCGUGCUAAUUAUUAUCAGAAGCAUCCCCUUAUUUGAUACCGACAAACGCUGUAUGUGGUCCGGACGCUGACAGGGCGCGGUGGUCACUGAAUUCCUCAAAGGGUCAUUAUACCAACGGAUCUCGAGGUAAAAGCACACAGACUUUGGCUCGGAACAUAUUCACCUUGGCUAGGUGUUCAAAGUAAAGGCAGUCGCUUAAUUGUGCAGCUUUAACUGUAUGAUGUAAUCAUGUAGAUAGACACUGACAAGCAAUUAUUGUUAUGUCUUACACCUACAGACAAUUGUUUUCCAUUCAUUGGAAGCCCUAUAACUGUGGCAGAACAAGGCUUGUUGCAUGACUGAAAGGUGCACAAGAGAGAUUGGUCUUAUAACAAAUGCAAUUCUUCCAAAGUAUGAAGCACAAUGUUCCAUAGUUUGACAUCUGUCUACUCUGCACUGGUAGAUCUAAACAUGUGUUGUUUUGAUGGUGGCCAUUAUAUUGUCCAAUAAUAAGGUACGUGUAAUUCAUAAAAUUUAUAAAUAUAUGUGCAAAUGCAAUUCUUAAUAAUGAAUGUAUGUGGAAGUUAAACUUGAAUAAGUGAUUAAAUUUUUUAAUUGAAAUGGUGCUAUUGUAUUCUUAGGUAAUCAUUAUCAGUAAUCUAUGGCUGUAAAUACAAUGUAUGUCAUUAUCCAAAACAUACAAUGGAAUAAAAGACAGUGUGUAAACAUGAA